UUUAUUAACACAUAAAAAGACAACUAUUGGACCAUGAAGUUGCUUCACAAAGACAUCGAAAAAGAUAAUGCCGGUCAGGUGACACUGAUACCGGAGGAAGCUGAGGAUAUGUGGCACACCUAUAACCUUCUACAGGUGGGCGAUAGCCUGAGAGCUUCAACCAUCAGGAAGGUGCAGACAGAGUCAAGCACGGGCAGCGUGGGAAGCUCACGUGUCCGUACCACCCUGACGGUAUGUGUGGAAACUAUUGACUUUGACUCACAGGCUUGCCAGCUCCGAGUGAAGGGAACCAAUAUCCAGGAGAAUCAGUAUGUUAAGAUGGGGGCAUAUCACACCAUUGAAUUGGAGCUUAAUAGGAAGUUCACCCUUGCCAAAAAAGUCUGGGACAGUGUUGUGUUGGACAGAAUCGAGCAGGCGUGCGACCCCGCUCAGAAGGCAGACGUGGCUGCUGUGGUCAUGCAGGAGGGCCUGGCCAACCUGGUCCUUGUCACCCCUGCCAUGACUCUGCUAAGGGCAAAAGUUGAAGUCACCAUCCCACGCAAGAGAAAGGGUAGCUGUACUCAGCAUGAGAAGGCUCUAGAACGUUUCUAUGAAGCUGUCAUGCAAGGGAUUCUGAGACACUUCAAUUUUGAUGUGGUGAAAUGUGUUUUAGUGGCUAGCCCAGGGUUCGUGAAAGACCAGUUCAUGGCUUACCUCUUUAGGGAGGCGGUAAGACAGGACUGUAAGAUUCUGCUGGAGAAUAGACCCAAGUUCAUGCUGGUGCACUCCUCCUCUGGACACAAGUACUCUCUCAAAGAAAUCUUGUGUGAUCCAACGGUUACAAGUCGACUUUCUGACACUAAGGCUGCAGGAGAGGUUAAAGCACUAGAAGAUUUUUACAAAAUGCUGCAACAUGAACCUGAUAGAGCCUUCUAUGGGUUGGCUCAUGUGGAAAAAGCAAGUGAAGCUCUAGCUAUUGACACCCUAUUAAUCAGUGACAAAUUGUUCAGACACCAGGAUGUGGCCACUCGGAGUCGUUAUGUUCGGCUUGUAGACAACGUAAAAGACAAUGGUGGAACUGUCAGGGUAUUUUCAAGUCUGCAUGUAUCCGGAGAACAACUGAAUCAGCUGAGUGGCGUGGCAGCUAUCCUGCGUUUCCCCAUAGCAGACCUGUCCGAGGCAGAGGAAGACAGCAGCUCUGAUGAGGAGUGAUAUCAUUACACUGUCUCUGGACUUCACAAACACCAGAAGAAGAAAUCGUUAAGGACGAAUUACAACAUUUUAUAACAUGUGACUUCACAAAGGCUCAAUGAAGCAAUUAUGACAUCAUAAUGCAAAAAAUGGCAUUGAUAUAAAGGUCUCUUGACGGUAUGGAAACUCAGAUAUCAUAUUCAUUAACAGUCAUUUGUAAAUUUAUGCCAACAUCUGAUCUUACAGAUACAUACAGUGCUUUCUCUUAUGGCUUUAUGAAGUGACACAUAGUCAAAUUUGACCAGAGAUUUGUUAGCACAUGCUAACAAAGACAAACACACACAUAAACACACACACACACACA
Chanos chanos (milkfish) is the source of this 1534-nucleotide messenger RNA. It is a transcript of the gene pelo, whose product is annotated as pelota mRNA surveillance and ribosome rescue factor. The transcript is spliced from 13 exons. Gene Ontology annotation, biological process: nuclear-transcribed mRNA catabolic process, non-stop decay; nuclear-transcribed mRNA catabolic process, no-go decay; nonfunctional rRNA decay. Gene Ontology annotation, cellular component: cytoplasm. The record is from RefSeq and is a predicted model, not a curated record. Bases 34 to 1191 code for a protein of 385 amino acids. NCBI's taxonomy places the organism in Eukaryota, Metazoa, Chordata, Actinopteri, Gonorynchiformes, Chanidae.